AAUUAUAAAUGUUCUUAUUCGUUAUUACAUUUAAAAGAGAAAUACACAGAUUUUCACAAUUUUCUUGAAAAGGAAAUUUUAAACAAUAAAAUGUUGCUUGUAGUAAAAGCUUGUGUUUUAUCCAUUAUACUUUUGAAUUUUGCAUAUGCAGAUGAUGAUAUCAAAUAUGAAAUGUUUUUUGACAAAUUGGAUUUGGCCAAAGGAAAAGACAUCUUAGCUGCAAGUGAACUUAAAAUCGAAAAAACUGGAAAAACUAAUUUCAUUUUCAGUGGAAUUGUUGAACAUUUCAAAGAAUUUAAUGACGAUUGGACGAUAGCUUUAAAAAUAUCCAAAUCUGAUACAGCCGAUGGUGAAUAUCGCUCAUUGAUAGAUUAUCCAAUCACAGGAAAAAAAGGAGUUUGUGCGGCCCUGAAAAAUGAAUAUAAGAAGUAUUUCUAUGACAGUAUCAAGGAUUGUUCUACGGCACCGCACUUCGAUUUGUGUCCUUUGAAGGAAGCUAAAUAUAGUUUUGAUAAAUGUUCUUUCGAUGCAAGUGUUUUCGAAAAAUAUCUAAGUAAAGGUUAUUAUAUUUUUAAAGUUUUCAUAUCACAUUUGGAAGAAAGUGAUUUGGUUGAAUACGAUUUAUUUGCCCAUUUGGAAGAUGUAAAAUAAAAGGAUAAUUAUCAUUUUAUUUUACGAAAUACAUUUCAAAAGAUGAGUUUUCAUAACCAAUUUAGAAAAAAAAAUAAAAAACAGUGAAUGUAUUAUGCACAAAAUUGAAUACAGUUUUGCAAAGCUAUAGUAUUAUUUCUUACAAAAGAUAAAACGUAUAUCUUUAAAAUGCUGGUGAAGGCACGAAAUCUGUUUUUAUCUUAAAUUUAAUUCAAAAUGGAUUUUAAUGUUAUACAAAUUGUUUUACUUUAUUUAAUUAUAAUACUUAAAAACUUUAAAUUAAAUUGUGUUUUCUAUUAGAUUUUUUUUUGAUAAUUUUGCAAAAUGUGGAACUUUAAAGAUACAAAUUUGAUAAAAAGUCCAAAAACAAAAAUUCUACAAUCCUGAACUAAAAUUUUAUUACAUUCUUUUCCGACAAUUUUUAGGGCAAUUUUUUGAGAUAUGCACUGAAACCUAUUUUUUUAAUAAUUUAAAUAAAACUGAAUUCUAACCCCUUUCAA
Messenger RNA from Eupeodes corollae, 1151 nucleotides. RefSeq lists its product as uncharacterized. The record is from RefSeq and is a predicted model, not a curated record. The transcript is spliced from 3 exons. NCBI's taxonomy places the organism in Eukaryota, Metazoa, Arthropoda, Insecta, Diptera, Syrphidae. The coding region runs from base 91 to 651 and encodes 186 amino acids.